This is a messenger RNA of Eucalyptus grandis, 2388 nucleotides long. RefSeq lists its product as uncharacterized. The transcript is spliced from 11 exons. The record is from RefSeq and is a predicted model, not a curated record. Lineage: Eukaryota; Viridiplantae; Streptophyta; Magnoliopsida; Myrtales; Myrtaceae. The coding region runs from base 66 to 2318 and encodes 750 amino acids. Gene Ontology annotation, molecular function: lipase activity. Gene Ontology annotation, biological process: lipid metabolic process.
UAGAGAGUGAAAUUAAGACAUACUCGCUCAUCUCGCCAGCUGCUGCCAUCACUUGCCCGGCAGACAUGGCGAAGCGGAGCUGCUCCUGCACUUUCUAUGCUGCAGCGUUCCUGUGGGCACUUCUGCUCGGCCCAGCCAUUUGCUAUGCCAGGAAGCACAACACUCUGUUCGUGUUCGGAGACUCCCUCUUCGACCCCGGCAACAACCAGUACGUGAACGCCACUCCCGGCGGCCGAGGCGGCGGCGGCAUGGCCACUUCCCUGCCUUAUGGAGAGACCUACUUCAAGCACGCCACCGGCCGACUCUCUGACGGUCGCCUCGUCCCCGAUUUCAUUGCUGAGUUUGCUAAGCUGCCCAUUCUUCCGGCAUAUUUGCAACCGGGUACCCAAAAUUUGACCAACGGGGCUAACUUUGCGUCCGGUGGAGGCGCUGUUCUGCCCAGCGAUCAUCCCGGACCAAUUGAUUUGGGAAAGCAACUGAGCUACUUCAAGGAAGUGGUGAAAUCGCUGAAAGCCAAGUUGGGCGAUGCCGGGGCCAAGAGGGUCCUCAUGAGAGCCGUCUAUCUGUUCAGCAUCGGAGGGAACGACUACUUUCGCCUCUACAGCACUAAACCGAACGUCACUCAAUCAUACCGCCGCGAAUACAUAUCGAUAGUCAUCGGCAACAUCACAUCAGCUCUCAAGGAAAUUUAUGGGCUUGGAGGACGAAAGAUCGCGUUCCAGAAUGCAGGGCCUCUCGGCUGUUUGCCAGCCACGAGAGCCAGGAGCAACGGAACCGGCUGUGUGGAGGAACUGCAAGCCCAUGCCAGACUUCACAACCGAGAGCUCGCAAUCGCCCUCAGGAAGUUGAAGACCGACUUGCCGGGAUUUGAGUAUUCAAUCUUCGAUUACUACAACUCGCUCAAAGAUCGGAUCUUGAACCCUUCCAAAUAUGGCUUCGAGGAUGGGCAGGCGGCGUGUUGUGGCUCUGGACCUUACCGAGGAUCGAGCUGUGGGGGUUCCCAGAAGUAUGAGGUGUGCAGCGAUCCAAGCAAGUACAUUUGGUUCGAUGGUGCGCACACGACAGAGGCAGCAAAUUACCAGCUGGCGCAACUUAUCUGGAGCGCGGUGGCACCCGUCACAGGGCCUUCCAAUGUGAGGCAACUAUUCAUGCAUUAUGCGGUUUAUGCUACCUCCUUUAGGUGCUGUAAAGUGACUCUGCCUUCAGCAUUCGCCACUCAAAUGACCAUGCUUCACGUGGAUAGCUUCAGCCCACUCUUCCUCACACUGUCCUUCUGCACAAUCCUUCUGCUUCUGCCAAGCUGCCGUGCCGAGCUGCCGGAGAACCACGUGGCGUUCUUCAUCUUCGGGGACUCGCUCUUGGAUGCGGGGAACAACAUCUACCUAAAUGGCAGAGGCACCAAUUACUUGCCCUAUGGAGAGACCUUCUUCAAGAGCCCGACAGGACGAGUCUGCGACGGACGGAUCGUUCCCGACUUCAUAUCUGAAUAUGCAAAGCUUCCAUACAUCAAACCAUACUUGGAGCCCGGGUUCACCGACUACACCAACGGGGUCAAUUUCGCAUCCGCCGGAGCUGGCGUUCUCCCGGAAACUCAUCCCGGAACUCUGUACCUUAAGCUGCAACUGAACUAUUUCGAGGAGGUAGUGAAGGGGCUGAAGCAACAAUUAGGCGAAGGCGAUGCCCGCAAGCUGCUCUCGAAGGCGGUCUAUCUGUUCAGCAUUGGAGGGAACGAUUACAAUGCCAUUCAGAAUAAUCCCAAAGCAGCUGCGUCUUUCAGGAAAAUGUACAUGACCAUGGUCCUGGGCAAUAUCACAGCGGGGAUCAAACAAUUGUAUGCACAUGGAGGGAGGAAAUUCGCCUUCCAGAAUGUCGGACCGAUUGGGUGCAUGCCAGGUACUCGAGCCUCGUCCGGGUCUGAGGGAUGCUUGCACGACCCGACCGUGAUAGCGAAGAUGCACAACAUAGCCCUGUCAAGAGUGCUGAAGAGGAUGGAACAGGGGCUACCGGGAUUCAAAUACGCCCUGUUCGAUUACUACACUUCCCUCACCAUGAGAACUCUAUACAGCUCGAAAUUCGGGUUCAAGGUAGGGAUGAGCGCGUGCUGCGGGAGCGGUCCGUUCAAUGGGCAAUUCACAUGCGGGAAAAAGAAUGGCACGACGAGCAGCUACACUCUGUGCAGCGACCCAAGCGAGUACGUGUGGUUCGAUGCUGCUCAUCCUACCGAGACGGCCAACAGGCAACUCGCGUCUCUGUUGUGGGACGGACCGUCCCACACCGUGGGGCCCUAUAAUAUGAAGAUGCUCUUUGAAAUGUCAUAAUAGUUGAUUUCAUGUCCUAUGUUAUGUCUACACUUUUAGAGACCGAGUAAUAAAAUCAGUAGUUUAUCUA